Messenger RNA from Dibothriocephalus latus, 675 nucleotides. Lineage: Eukaryota; Metazoa; Platyhelminthes; Cestoda; Diphyllobothriidea; Diphyllobothriidae. The record is from the annotation of a GenBank genome assembly.
AUGCAAGCGGUACAAGAACCAUGUGCACCAGUCGAAGGUCCCGCUUCUACAAAAUAUAACCAAACAGAAUAUUGUCUGUCCACCGAGGAAACUGUUACCUCGAAUCUUCGAGAAGUACCUGAUUGCAAGAAUGCCAAAUCGACUGGCAUGGAGGCAUCGGUCAAGGUCCCUUCUUCAGGUUCAGGUACGCCGAGGCCGCGAAGGUCGGGUUUCGAGCCCACACUCGCAAACAUUGAGGAGGUUGAGGAAGAGGAGGGUAAAAUGGAGGAUGAGUCGGCGUUAGAGGGGACGGAAAACGGGGAGAAUAAAGACGAGAAGAGGGAGGAAGAGGAGGAGAAGAACGACGACGUUAAAGAGGAGGACAAUCAGGCGGAGGGUGUGCAUGCAUAUGAGUUAGAAAAAUGUCAACAAGUGGAGAAGGAAAUGUCAAAGAAGUUAUGGAAUAACGAAGUUGCGCACCAGUGCGUGGUCCAGACGGCACUCCGGAUUCAGAAUAAUGCGGGUGAGCCUGCAAAUAUCGAACCGGAAUGGGGAAGGGGAAUUGCAACUGAACACGUCUCGGUAAAGGCAGCAGUAGCUGUCCAGCCUCCAUGGUCUGCCUUCUCCCCCGCUUCCGCCUGCUUCACCAUGGUAGGCCCUGGACAGGGGCAUGGCAGAGAUGAGAACGAGGACUAA